Messenger RNA from Cooperia oncophora, 381 nucleotides. NCBI's taxonomy places the organism in Eukaryota, Metazoa, Nematoda, Chromadorea, Rhabditida, Trichostrongylidae. The record is from the annotation of a GenBank genome assembly.
AUGCUUAGCCUCAGCCUGGACUCUUGCUUGCACUACACUCUUUCCGGGCAAGUCUUUCUCGCCGAAUGCAAACAAGAGCCUGGACAUAUGGUGGCAGUGAAAUGUAUCGAUAAAAAAGCACUGAAAGGCAAAGAAGAUUCGUUGGAAAAUGAGAUUAAAGUGCUGCGAAACUGUGUUCAGCUGGCUCUCAACUUGGCUGCCUACGGCUUUUGCUUGCGUCUUGAAUUAAUCGCGCUUGGGAUGCCAUGGGCAACGAGCAAUUCCAAUCCUGUGCCGCCAACAAUUUCAAUCACCCCGUCACGUGCAAGCCAUUUAGUUGAGCCCCAAACGGUAGAGCUGGCAAAAACUUGGGAGAAAAGCGGAAUACUGUUAAGUUAUUGA